Molecule: messenger RNA, 441 nt
Organism: Zasmidium cellare ATCC 36951
Lineage: Eukaryota; Fungi; Ascomycota; Dothideomycetes; Mycosphaerellales; Mycosphaerellaceae
Exons: 1
Coding region: 1-441 (146 amino acids)
Source: RefSeq, a predicted model, not a curated record
AUGGCUUUCAAGGAAUUCAACGAGCGCGAGGACGAUCAGCUCCCCCGACACGUCGCCCUCCACUUCACAUUUGCCGACAACUCCCCACGGACCAUCUACCACAUCACCGGCAGCGUCCAUAACUGGCGCUUCGAACGCCGCGAGAACUACGACCCCGUGUCGAGCAACAAGGACAUCAGGACGUACACUGUAGGUGAGCUAUCGAGACCGACAAACGACGAGGAGAUCAAUGCGAGGCUGGCGGAUGUGGCGGUGGACAACGCGGACCGGGAGGUUACUUGUCAAACGUGGAUUGGGGAUGCGCUGAAGCAUUUGGGCAAGAGUGGGUUAUUGAGUGAGAAGGCUGUUGAGGAGGGGUUGGAUGGGAUGGUCAAUCUUGUGGUUGAGUGGGAGGCGGAUGAUGAUGUGGAGAGGAGUGAUAGUGUUGUGAAGAAGGAUUGA